AUGAAAUGGAUUGGUACAUCUCCGAAAUCUUGUCAAGAAUUUCUACAUGAACAUGUUUUAAGACACUUAGUGUACGACGAUCCAACGAGAGUUGCCAAUGAAUUCCGCUCUGAAGGAGGAACAAUUAUAACAAUCGAGUAUCUACAAGGGACCGUAAAAAGAAUCCCGAUGUUCAAAAAGCUGGCGUCGCCAAAUUAUAGACUGUUUAACUUCAGAGACGCGAAUUGCUUCUGUAAAAGGAAAUGGGCACCGUACAACAAAGGCAAAUGGAACGCACCUGAAGGAGGAUGCUACCUUCCCGUGAGGAUUUCUUCGACUCAGGUCCGCUUUCUCGAUAUGAUUCGAUCUUAG
Messenger RNA from Haemonchus placei, 351 nucleotides. Lineage: Eukaryota; Metazoa; Nematoda; Chromadorea; Rhabditida; Trichostrongylidae. The record is from the annotation of a GenBank genome assembly.